GGCAAAGAAAGAGAGACAUAAAACUGAUUACAAAGCACCGUCUAAUGUUCUCAUGAAUACUUGUGUGCUGUUAUUUCUUUGAUGAAGCAAGGCGUGAAGAUACUAGUUUUUGAUUCAAGUUUUGUUUUUUAACCGUGAAACUCAUUUUGUGGAAUUGCUCAGGAUUAAAUCAAAGUUGAACUUCUUGAAAAAGCGAUUUUCACAAUGAAGCACGUGUAUCUGCUGGUUUUCGUUUCUCUAUUAGCUCUGUCAGAAAGAGUCCUGAUGAAAACUACCUGUGGACCUGGAUACAUUACAUAUACAAGAAUGUGUAUAGAUGAAGAUGAGUGUCAAGAUAAAGAUAUAUACUGUGGAGAUAAUGCAGAUUGCUACAACACUAUAGGUAGCUACUACUGUCAUUGUCAAAAAGGAUUUAAUCCAACUGGAAACUUUACAGCAGACACUCAAACAAAAUGCCAAGACUUCAAUGAAUGUAAAGAGUACAGCAUUGAUUGUGGUCCUAAUGCAAUCUGUCAAAAUACUGUAGGAAAUUAUACAUGCUUAUGUGAUACUGGCUACAUUGCCAACAAUAAUGCAGAGACAUUUAUGGACAGACAAGGAGUUCAGUGUAUUGACAGAAAUGAGUGUGAAGAUUCUGGUUUCUGUGGUAUAAAUGCGAGAUGUCAUAACACCCCGGGCAGUUACUACUGCACAUGUGCUCCAGGCUUCAGACUGAGAUCAGGACAAACUAACUUCACUGAUCCCAGUACAGACAGCUGUGAAACUGACAUAUGUUACGCUGAUAAAUCUGUCUGUGGAGAAGGAUUCUGUAAAAACAGCAAAGAUGGCCAUGAAUGUGAAUGCAAGCCAGGAUUCACCAACCAUGGACAAAAACAAAUGAAAUGCACAGCUGACAUAUGUUACAAUAAUACAUCUAUCUGUGGAGAAGGAUCCUGUAAAAACAGCAAUGAUGGUCAUGAAUGUGUAUGCAAGUCAGGAUUCACCAACCAUGGACACAAACAAAUGAAAUGCACAGACAUAAAUGAGUGUGACAAUUCUGGUUUCUGUGGUAUGAAUGCAAUAUGUAAUAACACCGUGGGCAGUGUCUACUGCACAUGUGCUCCAGGCUUCAGACUGAGAUCAGGACAAACUAACUUCACUGAUCCCAGUACAGACAGAUGUGAAACUGACAAAUGUUAUGCUGAUAAAUCUAUCUGUGGUGAAGGAGUCUGUAAAAACAGCAAUGAUGGUCAUGAAUGUGAAUGCAACCCAGGAUUCACCAACUAUGGACACAAACAAAUGAAAUGCACAGGACUAAAGUGUGAUACAUGUAGCAAUGAUUUAUCAAAGCAUCCAGAGCUAACAAAUAUCAGCUCUUUGAUGACCAAAACCUAUUUGUCACUGAGUGGAAAGAAAGAAUUGGAUGGCGAGAGCUUUUUAAAGGCUUUUCUGGAUGCUUUAGAUGAUCUGCUUUCGAAGAAAAUGAAAGAGAAUAGUGCUGUGAUAAUUACACAGAUCUUUGAUAUAGUGGAGUCUAUGCUAAAACUGAUAGGACCUAUGCUAAACAACAACCACACCAAGAUGUCAGCCAACCAAACUGAGGUAGAUAUGUGGGUAAAGUGGGGCGGUUCUCCACCCGACGGUCCUCUUAUGAUGUCCGCCAACAGCACACAGUUUAACUCCAACUGGAAAACAGCAACAGGAAAACCACACUUGGGUUUUACAACUGCAGCUCUCCUCGGCUACAAAAGGCUUGAAGAUUCACUCAACAGCUAUUUUGACAAUUUAACGAAACCAGAAAACAUAAAAUACGAGAUUAAUUCGAAGGUAGUAACUGUUGUUGUUAGCAACGCAGAGACAAAGCAUCUACAGGAACCAGUCACUCUCACGUUCUCUCACUUGAAGGAAAUGAAUGUGAACCACACCUGUGUUUUUUGGGAUCAUGAAUUGGGAGAUGGCGGGUGGUCCACACGGAACUGCACCACAGUGAGGUCUGAUGCUAACGAAACCGUCUGCAACUGUACACAUCUCAGCAGCUUCGCUGUACUGAUGGCUCUCUAUGACAUUGGGUAUGUAUAUGAACUGCGUGUGAUCACCUGUGUGGGACUGCCAAUCUCUCUCAUCUGCCUCCUCAUCUGCAUUGCCACAUUUUACCUGGUGCGCUCGAUCCAGUGCACACGCAACACCAUUCACCUUCACCUCUGCAUCACCCUCUUCAUUGCAUACUUCAUCUUCCUCGUGGGUAUCACCCGUACAGAGAAUGAGGUGGGUUGCGCUGUUGUUGCAGGAAUGCUGCACUACUUCUUUCUGUCUGCGUUUUGUUGGAUGUGCCUCGAGGGGGUGCAGCUUUUCCGUAUGGUGGUGCUGGUGUUCAACACGACUGUCAGACACAUCUAUCUGGUUGCUGCCGGGUAUGGAGUUCCCGCUGUUAUCGUCGCCGUUUCAGCAGCAGUCAAUAAAGAUGGAUACGGCACUAAACAACACUGUUGGCUCGACUUGAAAGAUGGCUUCAUCUGGAGCUUUUAUGGGCCAGUUUGUGUCAUUGUUAUUGUUAAUGUUUUCUUCUUCCUCAUAACUAUAUGGAAAUUGGCAGAGAAAUUUUCCUCCCUAAACCCAGACCUAAACAAUUUGCGCAAAAUCAGGACAUUUACAAUCACUGCAAUUGCUCAAAUGUGUGUCCUUGGGAUCAUGUGGGUCUUUGGCUGUUUUCAGUUUGACGAGGCCACGCUGCCCAUGUCAUACAUCUUCACUAUACUGAGCUGCCUGCAGGGGGUGAUGAUGUUCGUCAUACAUUGCUGCCUCUCAAAACAAGUGAGAGACGAGUAUGUAAAAUACCUGGCGAGUGUCAGCACACCACAGAAGAGGAAAUAUUCAGAGUUCAAUUCCAACCAAACAAGCAAAAGCCAGACGUCCAAGAGUGUUCAGAACACAGGCGAAUCCAGCAUUUAAGCUCCUGUCAACAGACUCGCUUUUGCAAGUUUGAGUGCAACAUAAUUUUUUAUUAUUUGUCUAUGUAAAUGAUAAUAUAUGUAUAUGGAUCGUUGUUCAGUUUAAAGAGUUCAUUUGUAUCUGUAAAAUCCAGGCUAAAGUCUCAUAAUCUAAUUGAACAAUCAAAGUUUGAUUUCAAUCACUGAUUUCACUUUAAAUUCAAUCUUUGACUUGACUUGACAAUCUUUGAUGAAUACUCAGUCAGUACUAAAUUGUGUUAGAUAAUAUUUUGUAAAACUAUAAACAGUGUCACUUUUUCACAAAACAAUUACUUGGGUUUCCACAGGUCACAUUAAAGGUGUUGUGUGUAGAUUUUUAGCACCACCUACCAGUUAGACAGUGAAUUGCAACCAACGGCUCAGUCCACAGCUUACCUCUCUUUAGAAAUGCAUAGAGAAGCUACAAUAGCCACCACAGGAAAAUCACGUCAUCGUCUGAGGACCUGUCCACACGUACACUGGUAUUUUCAAAAUUGUAAAUUUUGAAUUUACAUGCAAAUGCAGUAUUACGUGACUGAAACCAAACUUUUAUAAAAUAUUUUUAUAAACUUUCGGUUGCAUCGUUGUUAUGUAUCCUCCGCAGUGGCUUCUGAUUGGUCAAAAUGGCUUUAUGGUUAGGGAUAUAUCGCCAUCUGUUGGAUUGGCAUGCUAUUGCAUCAUUCCGGGUUUUCGCGUGUUUGUGUGGAUGCUGAGAUUUUUGUAACGAAUACGGGAAAAACUGUGUUUCUAAAAAUACCUGUGAGACAACGUAGUGAUGAAAUCCACUCUGUAGAGCAAUUUGUUCGUUUAGAGCUACAUUACGGCGCAAAAUGUCGACUUGCAUGUAAGGGGACCUGCUGUGUAUGUAGAUAAAAACGUCCCAUUCUGAGGUAAUAAAAAAUAUAGUUCAUUUUGUAAGGUCUUUAUACACCACUGAUAAUAAUAUAGUUAGCCCCAUUGACUUCCAUAGUAGGAAAAAAUAAUACAAUGGAAGUUAAAGGGGCCUCGGUUUGGUUACAAACAUUCUUUAAAAUAUCUUCCUUCGUGUUUAUCAGAACAAAUAAAUUAAUACAGGUUUGUAACAACAUGAGAGUAUGUAAAUAAUGACAGAAAUUUUAUUUUUGGGUGAACUAUCCCUUUAAAAGUUCCACAAUGCACCUUUAAAGAGCAUUUGUGAUUUCAAAACCAUGAAAACUGUACAUAAAUUUUUUUGCCAAAGAUCUUAAAACAUGUUUUUAAUUUAUUUUAUAUUUAUGUGCAUUGUUAAUAAAAAAAUCUAUGUCCCCAAUGCUGUUGUUACAACCAUCACACCAAGCACUUUAAAGACAGUUGCAUUUUUCCAACAAAAUCAAACAAAAGUCAUAUACAUUUGGGAUGGCGUAAGAACUAGAGAAAUAUCCCUUUAAUGUAUCAACAUUGACAAAGCAUAGUUUAAAAAAGUUUUCUUGUGCUUGAAUGCCGAGUUCAGUCAUGAAACUAGUCCGUGCGGCUGAUUUGUUUCCAUAAAGCUGGCAGCGAGCCAUCGAUCUUCCCUUCCUAUCAACAUGACCUAUUUAUUUCCGUUUUGUCUUGGUUAAUUUUAAUGCAGUGCACUAUGGGAUUAUUCCUGACCCACCUCCUUCCCCAGCACCACCUGCCUAGAUCUGCUACGAGGGUUCUACCUGUCUGUAUUUAUGUGCAUGAUUCAGCAAAAGCUUUUACUCAAGCCAGCAGCAGCAUAGCAGAUCUAAACCACCUAAAGCUUAUGUACAUAUAAAAAUAGCACAUAAAAAUGCUAAAACUAGAGAGUUGUCAUGAUUUAAAUAUUUUUACUCUUCUGUCAGUGCAGUUGCCAAACAGAGUUUGACUGAUAUGUAUACAGAUGUUGUCAUUAAGACUGUGUGUUUUUCUUGCGGACUGCCACAGAAUACUGGAGACACAUUAAAUAAAUCUUUUUGUCUUCAACGAUUGUUUUAUAUGCUUAUUCAUUAUUAUGUUACAUUUAUAUGAUUUUAAUUGCACAUCAGGUCAUCAUUGAGACAGAAAAAUCCACAAUAAAAUAAGCUAUCAAUUUAAAUUGUAAGACACAAACAUUAAAUAUGCUAAUACAGACAGCUUGUGCGAUUCUUUCUGUGACAGGCAUUUUUAAUGGUCACAUCUGUAUAACAAUUAGACUAAAACUGUUGAUUUAUCAUAUGGAAACUGUUAUACAGUUAUAGUGUUGAUUCAGUAAAAAAAAAAGUUGGAUAAGAUAAAACAGCAUAAUAACUGUUUAUGGCCAUCAUCUACGCCUAAUAUCUUAGCAUAGAUGAUGGCCAUAAAAUAUAACGAUUUUCUUUUGGGUCACAUUUAUGUGUUCAUAUAAGUGUGUGUUUAUUUGUUUUUAAAGAAUAAUCUGUUUAUUAACAGGAGUUUCUGAAAAAUCCUUAUGAAUGGUUUUGGUUUAUGGGGAACUGAUUUAAAUUAAAUUACUUUUUUAUGAAAUUAAAUGUUGAAUGUGCUGUGUGAUGCAUUUCUAUAAGUUAAAGUGAUUUUAUAUGCUUUUAAGCAGGAUGAUCUCUGGCCAUCAUUUUGCACAUAUGGUAAAAACUUGACUCUUUGCAGUAUGCCUUUUACUAUUUAAUGUUAUUUUGCGAUUCUUCUGUUGUUUAAUAUGAGAUGUUCAUGUAUUAAAAAAAUGUUUAUUUCGAAUCUC
Messenger RNA from Paramisgurnus dabryanus, 5619 nucleotides. It is a transcript of the gene adgre5a, whose product is annotated as adhesion G protein-coupled receptor E5a. NCBI's taxonomy places the organism in Eukaryota, Metazoa, Chordata, Actinopteri, Cypriniformes, Cobitidae. The record is from RefSeq and is a predicted model, not a curated record. Gene Ontology annotation, molecular function: G protein-coupled receptor activity; calcium ion binding. Gene Ontology annotation, biological process: adenylate cyclase-activating G protein-coupled receptor signaling pathway; cell surface receptor signaling pathway. Gene Ontology annotation, cellular component: plasma membrane.